Paraglomus brasilianum is the source of this 441-nucleotide messenger RNA. The record is from the annotation of a GenBank genome assembly. Lineage: Eukaryota; Fungi; Glomeromycota; Glomeromycetes; Paraglomerales; Paraglomeraceae.
AUGUUGGCCUUCGUAGGAAAACCACUGCUUAUUCAAGCAAAAAAAUCUUCGCUUUUAUAUUGGACACCAACGGUAACAGGUGGCAAAACGAUAAUUUCACUUGAAGCAAGGAAUAAAAAUAACGACCAUCAGAUUUGGGUGUUAAAGCCAAAACCUAAUACUGAUCAAGUCUCCAUCGUUAACCUAAGCCAAGGUGGAGGUGCUACUUUUCUUGCCGUUACAUACAAUCCGAACUCAACCAAUUUCUCCUUGGAAGAUUACGAACCGACAGCGAAAAAACAAAAAUUCACAGUUGCGCUUGACAAUACAUUUGCAACUUUUACUACUGUAAACGAUUCCAAAGAUGCGACUUCUUCCGAUGACAGUCUCAUUAGUGAUAGUACAAUCGGUGCAUAUGGAAGUGAUAAUAAUGAAUGGAAUUUAAUCCUAGUUGAUCCUUAG